Molecule: messenger RNA, 3105 nt
Organism: Klebsormidium nitens
Lineage: Eukaryota; Viridiplantae; Streptophyta; Klebsormidiophyceae; Klebsormidiales; Klebsormidiaceae
Source: the annotation of a GenBank genome assembly
AUGGAGACUGAUUCAGAGCAAACUGAGGGGGUGGCUGAAACGCCGCAAAGCUCCGAUGACGAGAGUGAUCAGCCAAUUGCUGAUCGGCGAGGAGAGAAGUCUCAGAAGGUUAAGCUUAAAAGCAAGGAAAAGAAGAAAGGCGUGAAGGUUAGCUCCGUCUCUGCAAAAAAGGCUCGAACAAAAAGGACAGUUUACUGUAGCCACUGCCAUCAGCCAGGCCAUCGUGUUGACGGGAAAAAGUGCCCUAAGAAAGGAAAGGCGGGGUGUCCAUGCUGGAGGAAGAGACAUGGAGGCUGUGGGGACAGAAGCAGAAACCACCCCGUCUGCGAAAAGUGCGGGGAGGAGCCUGAUGAUGACCCUUCUAACGUGCAUCACGAACCAGAAACUUUGAACAACGAGGUGACCAAGUGGACCAACAUUCUUGACGAUCUCGGUUUGGUGGCGCUCCCAGGAAAGGAGGAUAAGCGUUUGAGGCGUGAUGCCGGAUACCAAGCAGGUUUCUAUUGGAGCGAUCAUCCCGAUAAUCCGAAGAAUCGGAAUCACAAAGGGGCGCGUCUGGUGAACGGGUUCACGGGCGAUCACUUUGACGUCACCUCAGAACCAGUAUACUCGGACGAGGAGCUGGCCGAGCUUUCCGAUCAACGGCUUCUGCAACUCGCACACGAGCACUUUCGCCCCUACAAGGCCCACAGAUUCGCCAAGCGCAAAAUCAACGGCAAGAUCGAGAAGGUGCAAGAGCUGGGCAUUCUGAAUGACCAUCUGCUGCCAAGACUCCACAAGGAGCUGCUCAGACGGGAGGCCAUUCAUCCGAGGCGGCCGCAAGGGAGGGCCGCUCUGCCUGACCACACGGAGGAGGAACGGGUCGAGGCCAUCCGGAAAGAGGCUGAAGACUACGUCAACGAGGGUCUUGAUCAUCUUUUCGACCCGGAGCCGUCAAAUCCUAAUGACAACAAGUCCGAAACUCCAAUCAACGUUGAAGAUGAGCAGAGGCCCUUUGAUCCUGCUCCCGAGCCGUCUGAAAGACAGCGCCGUAAAAGUCAAAAUCAAGACUCGUCCCCAGCUAAGGACUCGGCCAAUGACAGUGCCAAUGGCAAUCCCAGGGAGAAGCCUUCCAACUUGGCUGCCGACACAAGGGAAGCUGCUGCUGCUGCUGAUGUCACCGACAUGGAGCUUGACCACAGCGAGUACGUUUCUGACACCUUAUCAAGGUUUGAAUCAAUUGAACUACCCGACGUGGACGAGCAGAAGUACGAAGCCAACGCGAAGCUCGAGCGUUUGGUGGUUGCAAUUACCAAGAUUUUGACCAACGUUUACACCUCAAGGAAGGUUCACGUACUGGGACUGCAAGAGCUUCUGUUGAUGGAAAGCCCGGAUCUGAAAGUGGAAAGUGCCGAGGGGAAGGAAGCGGUGCUGGACGUGCUACAAGACGUCGAACUGGCUGAGAGUGUGGACAAGAUUCUUGAGGCUUCUGUGCAAAGGUUUCCUGAACUCCAAAAGCUGGUCUCGGAACAGACUGCAGAUGUUACAGAGGCGAUGGAGCAUGUCCGUGGUGAAGUCUCAGCGUACGAAACUACACUGGAAGAUCUGCAAGGCAAGCUUGUCCGGUUGCAACGUGAGAUUGGGAUCGUCCAACAACAAAUACAAGAGUACAACGUCUUCCUGAACGAUUCAAGAGAAGCCUUGCAAGUACACGAGGACCAGAAAAGGCUGCAUCUGAUCCAGACACUCCUUGACUUCACGCUCGACCCCAUCACAACCGAUCCGCAAGAAGAUGGAGACCCUUCUACUUCCGAAGUAGCUGUUCAGAGAGUGGCGCAAGGACCUCGGCGAAGCUCUAAAAAACGGAAACGAGAAGAGGAUGAAGAUCCUUCUUCGAGCACCGAUACGCCUGCAGCCCUGGACGAGGCCCAAAAAGCCAAAAAACGAUCUCGAGGAGGCUCUAAACACAGGGAAAGAAAGCAGAGACGAGAAAAGCGAAAGCGGAUUCGAAAGGCGACAGAAUCAGCUGCUCUCAAAAUUGAUGGCUUGAGCACGUCUUCUGAGGGAACGGCAAAAGAAUCUCAGAAAAUUCCGGCACGAUUCAGCCCCGAAAGCCCUGACGCGUCUGGCUUGUGCGCGCCUUUGAGGUGCGCCUCGCCUCCAGCGAAAGGGCUCGAUCGGAGCCUUUUUGGCUCCCAAGCCCCUGCUAGCGGCUUGAGCGCGUCCUCUGGGCGCGCCGCGCCUACAGCGGAGGGGAUCGCCGUGGCUAGCAAACCCUGCCAGACAUCCGACGUCGGUAAAGAACCGAAGCCUCCUGCCAGCGACCUGCGUGCGUCCACAGGGCGCGCCUCGCUUGCGGCAGGCAGGGCCGCCGUCGGAUUGGGGGGUCGGCAACCUUCCAAUGAUCUCCUUGCCAGCGGCUUGCGUGCGUCCCCUGGGCGCGCUGACACUGCGGCGGGGGGGCAGGAACGAAAAGCCGUUGCGAAAAACGUGCCGGAAAACCUGGAGCCUCAGCAGCAAAAGUCGAUGGCGCUCCUCCACCAACAAACGGUCCUGCUGAACACGCUGGCCAGUCCGACCACCAAGAAAACCCCGACCAACGAGAGCGGCCUCCCAUCACGAGCUUAUCAAAGACUUUUGGAGUCUGCGGUUGGCUGUCAACAUCUGCACGAGUUGCUCUCGAAGCUUCGAUUCAGCUAUGUGGACAUGAAAGUAACAGACAUCUCCAUCAAAAAGGAUCCCGCUGAUGGCAGCUACUACAACGAAACAAUUCUCGUGAGGAAGAAGGACUCUGCGUUGGUGAGUACUAAUGUGGCAACAGAGAUCUGGCGGUACAAUGACCGAGAGAAAGACCCCAAAGUGCCUGGUUACGAUGACGCAGAGGAGGAGGAGGACGAUAGUCCACCGUCCUACGAAAUGGAGAGAGCUCUCACAUAUUCGAUCUUGAGGUUAUUCAAGGACAAUAAGGGGCUUCCGGAGAUCACCUUGCGCUGCUUGGUCCAAGAGCUCCGGGCGAGAGGCGAGUGGUUGAGUGGCUGCUCCGUCCAAUUCUUCAAGAAGGUUCUUGAGGCCCUGGAAAAUAGCAACCAGCUCAUGGUGACGUCAAGCAGAGCCCAUCGACUGUGA